CGGCCGUGAAUCUCCUCUGAGCGGCUCUGACAGCUCAGACUUUGAGGAGGAAGAGGAGGAAGAGGAGGCGGAGUGUCGAUGCAGUGGCUCCUCAGUCAGUCAGUGAACAGUCGGACAUCAUCAGUGCCGGAACCAGCGGACGGUAACGGAAAGUGAGGUGAUGAAGAUGAUGAUGAUGCGUCUUCAGCUCGGCGGUAACUUGACUUCUCGUGGAGGAUGGGCAGUCAGUGAUAAACUAGCUUCUGGUGGACAGGAGGUCUGAGGUCAGGUAAGGGAUCAUGGGAGAUGGAGGCCCUCUGCAGACCGAGGGGAAUGCCCUCCUCAAAGCGGUCUUCCAGGGAAAACUGAGGCUGACCCGCCUGCUGCUGGAGGGUGGAGCUUAUAUCAACGAGGGCAAUGAGCGUGGAGAGACUCCCAUCUCUGCUGCCUGCAUAGCGAGCUAUGAUGACCCACAGACCAGGCAGAGGAUGGUCCGGUACCUGCUGGAGAAAGGUGCUGAUCCAAACAUCCCCGACAAGAGCGGGAGGACAGCGCUGAUGCACGCCUGUGCCGAACUGGCAGGGAAGGAGGUGGUGUCGCUCCUGCUGGAGAACGGAGCAGACCCGAGCCUGAAAGACUACUCUGGCUCCUCGGCCCUUGUCCACGCCAUCAACAAGGGAGACCGGGACACUCUGCAGGUGCUGCUGGAUGCCUGUAAGGCCAAAGGCAAGGAGGUGAUCAUCAUCACCACUGACACGUCUCCGUCAGGCACAAAGAAGACCAAGCAGUACCUCAACUCCCCCCCCUCGCCAGGCAUCGUGGACAAACUGUCUCCAGCCUGCAUGUCUCCAUCUGAGGUGGAGAUCGGCACCUCCUCGCCGGCAGGAGACCACAGCAAAGAUGAGGAGGGGAUCUUCAGCUUCGCGCUCACCUCGGCUUUACCUUUACCCUCAGCUCGACAUCCAGGAGAAAAGAGACCUCCGCCACGUAAGCUGCUGAAAAGGCUGAACUCGGAGCCCUGGGGCCUGGUGGCGCCCUCGGUGCUGAGUGGGGUCCAUCAGGAGCGGGUAGACGGAGGUCUGGUGGAGGAGGGCAGCUGUGACCUGAACAGGACGAUCACUGAGCUUAACGGCCUGUCCAUCACAGAGCCGGUUAGGCCUCUGUUGUCACGGCGACAUAGCAUCGAGACCCAUGACCCCAGUUCCCCGAAACUCAUUGACCGGUCCUGCUCUGAGGACUGUGCAGCUGUCUCCGGAUCCUCCUGGGCGGACAAAGUCCAGCAACACCAGAUCCUGUAUCGCAGGAACACAGCCCCGGAGUCCCAGGAGAACAUCGGGGGACCUGGGGCACUCGCAGCCCGGGCCCUGGCUCAUCCCAAACUAACUCGCAUGGAGCACUAUGAGUCAGACACCCACCUCUCUCCCGAGUCCAUCCCCGGGUCUCCAGACUCUGGUCGGGUGUCUGUGGAGAGGAGGAGGUACAAUGCCUCACCCCUGUCCCUGGUCACCAGCUCGUCCAGGGAGUCUCUGGAGAAUAUCCCCAACUCGGUGUCCCCCAUUACCAUGCGGAGGCGUCCCCCUGGUCUACUUGAGCGCCGGGGCUCGGGCACCCUUCUGCUUGACCACAUCUCCCACACCAGGCCCGGCUUCCUGCCUCCGCUCAACAUCAACCCCCAGAGACCCAUCCCCGACAUACGGGCCAAUGGCAAGUCCACCUCCCCCAUCCACUCGGGACACAAGAUCCUAGUCCCGGUGGCCCCGGCCUCGCCGAAACGCGGCCCUGACUUUAAGAUGAAAAAGAAGCUGAUGAGGAGGCAUUCAAUGCAGACGGAGCAGAUGAAGCAGCUCUCCACCUUCCAGGAGAUCCUGGCCGAGAAGGUAAUCGAGUCCAAUGGGGAUUGAUGACUGGACACAUCAGAGCAAAGCAUGAUGGGUAGCUGCAGACUUCUAAGGAGGUGAAUUACUGGACUGAAGAACUGAUGAACAGUGAUGUUUAUAGAGGGCUGCACUGACAGAAGCUUUAUUAAAGUGAGAUAAGGUUCAAACAUGCGUCAACUUUAUAAAACCAGGUUCAGAUUUAAACUGUAACUUCUGGUUCUCGGAUUUGUGUCAGUUCAUCAACAUCAAUGUAAGAAACUAAACAGAAGCAGAAGUGCUGCUUUAAUGAUGUUUCAUCAUCAUUGAACAUUCACAACAAGAUGAAAACCUUUAGAGAACCAACCAUCUUAGCUCCUCUCUGGCUGGCUGACGACGUCUACAGUGACUCACCUUAUCAAGUCACCAGGUUUUAUAUGUCACCUGCUUCAGCCUGCCAAUCAGCUCUUAGCAAAGUCAGUUGGUCACCCCCUUUAAACUUUAAAUAUUUACUGUUUUAGCUCUCUGGCUCAUAGCAGAGCCGACGGGUUCAGUGACACCUGAUGGGAUGUGAUAACUGUUUCCAGGUGUGUGUGUUAAAAUCUCAGGUGUUGCCAUGGAAACAGACUUACUGCUUGUGAAAAACUCCAGUUUUUGAUCCCAAAACACAUGAAAAUUUAAAUUUGAAUUUUUUGGAUUGACAGUGUUCCAAGUCCAUAAUCAACCGUUUGCAUCUACAAAAAAAACCCCCAAAAAUGGCAGGAACAACAGAAGUAGAGCUGUUGCUAUGGAGACACCAUCUCGGGUCGUCACACAGGUUUUCAGAAUGCUGCAGACCAGAACAACAGAACUCGUCUCAUGGUGAAUCUUUGGUCUGAGGAGGUCCACAGUCGUCUCCGUCACAGCUGAGUCAAGUUUGAAUCAACUCUGACUGUAAAACUCCAGAGUGACCAACUGAUGUCGUUCACAUGAAGAUAUUUUCUCUUCAGGAGGUUUUAAAUGCAGCACUUAUGUUUCUGUUCCUUGUGAUGUUUGAAUGAACCUUCUCAUCACUGGCCCUCGGUCGGAGGUGUGUUUGGUGUGCAGCUCUCUGAAGGUCACAUCUGGUUCCCGAUGCUUCCUCUGAACCAUCCAUCGUUCUCGCUGCAUCACAAACUCAUGAAACUUUAAACUGAAAUAAUUUAACUCAUUUGAUGUUUACAGACGCACAAUUUGCACUGAGGUCGUGUCUCAUGUUGACGGAUGAAAACAUGAAGCUUCUGCUGCAGCUGAACUGAGAUCAGACGACUGAUGUCUUCUCAUUAACAAAGCAACGUGUUUAUCAUUUGAAUCAUUUAUAAUCUGCUGUUCUGACUGAAGACGUGUGAAACUACCUACUGCGCUGUAUGUACUGUAAUUAUCUACACAAUAGUCAAUAUAAUAGCUGGUAUUUAUGUGUAAAUGAUCCUCUGAAGCAUUUCUGUAUUGAUCUCAAUGUCACAGCUCAGUUCUGAUCUCAUUUGUAUGACAAGAAGUUAAAUCAAAUGUACUUUUCUUGUUAAUGAAAUUCCAAAGAAGUUAUGUGGACAAUAUGAACCAAAACUGCUAAGACUGUAAAUAUUGUAAAGAGUCGGUAACGUCUGGUUCAACAUAAGGCGGCGCUGAAGGGCAGUUGAAGGAACAGUCCUAUAUUUUCUGUGUCCUCUUCAGGUGAACAUGGAUUCAUCUGUGCGUCCAGUUAUAGGACACAGCUAGCCUAGCUUAGAAUAGACACAUAAUGAAGGGUAACCAUAAUUUAAAAUAUGUUUAUAGAGUAUGACACAGUGAUGACUCACAGGGCUAGUUAGCUGAACAGCUAAGUGCUAAUAUGCUAGCACCAGUCAGUCACAAUAUCUCUGUUUUCUCUUCCUGACACUUGAUCAUCGUUUCAUUUAAUAAAGUUCCUAAAGAUGGAAAAUGAAGCAAAUGCAACAACAGUUAAACUGAACGUUAGCUAACAAGUUGCGUUAGCAUCUUCCAUUCUGGACUCAGCUUGGUCAGCACACUGAAUGUAUUGAUUAACGUGAUCAAUCAGAAUUUUUUAAUUAGCUGAUCUUUUUUUUUUCAAAGGAACUGCUUCUGAAAUGUCACAUUUCUACUGCACAGAUCGAAGCUGCAGCAUUUCAUUCUCUUUCUGGGGAGCUAAGCUAACUGCUAGCUACAUGGUAUGUGCUAAGAUCUAUCAACAUGUAUCUUAAAGUAAAAGCAGUCUGUAGCUAGCUGCAGACUGAAGAAGUCAUGUUUAUAGUAAAAUUCCAAACUAUUUGCUCUACGUUUUGUUUCUGCUCAGAGUUUUUCUCAUCAAAUCCUUCUGACGAUGACUCACAUACCUCGACCGCUGUAGAGAUUCAGGGAACUUCUACUGCCUCAUGUGUGCUAACUGCACAACACACUGACUGGUUUACAUGAAGCACAAUCAAUUAAAGUUUCCAGUUUCUCUAAAAAAACAUCAUAAAAAUAACUGAAUUCUACUUUAAAACUGAACCUGAGCUGUCGGUGCUGCUCACCAGAAAAAAAAAACACUACGGAUAGUUUUUUCCAGCAGGAGUGAGGCUAACAGUUUGCCCCUGCUUCCAGUCUUUGUGCUAAGCUAGGUUAACCCUGGACACAGAGAUGAAGUUAAAGGAAUGUGUCUUUAUAACGUUUUGUUGAGAUUCAUUUUGUUGAUACAGUUUGAUUUAAAUAUUUUCUGAUGAUGCUGUCGUCAGAACGAAGGUUAAGUUUCAAGAUUUUUCAGAAUUUUAAUGUUGAAUGUUAUUCUGAUUCUGGGCUGAUGAAGGUCAGAGAAAAAAGCAGUCUAGCUCCAAACUGCUGACAGUUCAUCAGGUGAGUCUACAGGUGAGACUGAUACAUGGUUAGCAGACCGGAGCUCAACUCCUGGACUGGCUUAGACUGGUUUGGUUCUGAGUGGUUUGUGUGAUGGACCUUGUUGUUGUACGUAGAUACUUGAAGUUUAAACUAAAUAAGAGUAUUUUUGUACUUCCUGUCAGCAGAUUGAAACGUCUCUGAUAACUCUGUGAUCUAUUUUUCUUCUUUCAGUCUGAUUGUAACUCAAACUGUGGAAUAAAAACAUGUCUCAUGUUCAACUCUCAAA
Acanthopagrus latus (yellowfin seabream) is the source of this 4944-nucleotide messenger RNA. Its product is annotated as ankyrin repeat domain-containing protein 34A. Bases 279 to 1880 code for a protein of 533 amino acids. Gene Ontology annotation, molecular function: protein binding. NCBI's taxonomy places the organism in Eukaryota, Metazoa, Chordata, Actinopteri, Spariformes, Sparidae. The transcript is spliced from 2 exons. The record is from RefSeq and is a predicted model, not a curated record.